UGGAAGAAUCUGGGAUGUGCCCCCCCCCCCAACUCUCGGCUCAGUUGGCUUACGUCGCAGUGACAUCAUCGACGAUUUUGGUCCGUUGCUGAUUAGUAUUUCCACUACUGAUUUCGAAAUCCGAACUGAACCGGGAUCGACGAUGUGGGGUUUCUUCUGAUUCGCGCUCAAUUCACCUUCAACAAGCGACCAAGUGGGCUUUUGGAGAACACUCGCCAACCUUCUCCUCCAGAGACAGUUGAGGAUGGAGGCUCUUUACACCAAACUCUAUGACAAAUACAGCAAACUUAAGUUUUUCCCUGCAGAAGAAGAAAUUGUCGGAAUUGGACGAGGUCAAUCGGGAACAAGAAGAGAAGUUCUUACAUUUUGUUUCUUCCGCAGAGGAGUUAGUACGACAUCUGAGAAGUGAAAACAAAAAUUUGCAGGGGAUAGCGGAGAAUCUAAGGAGUGAAUUGACUUCCGUUAGAUUUGCCAAGGACAAGGAUUGUGCAGAGUACCAAAAGCUUCUUAUGGAAGAAGAACAGAAGAACAAAACUCUUUCUGAAGAAGUGGAAAAACUGAAAGAGAUGCUUCAAGAGGAACAUGGUUGUGGUUUCAAGGGUAAAACUGGAAGUAAACAACAGGCGAAAACUCCUGAAAGCGCUCGAGUUUUGACGAGAAGUAUGAGAAAACGAGACAUUCCAUUGGAAGAUAUGGUGGAAGUAUCCAUGAAAAAGCGGAGCAGAACAUCAAAAGAUAUGACAGAAGUAUGCAUGACUUCACCCAAUGUUAGCAGUCAUCGUAAAGUGGCGCCGGUGUGCUACAAAAAUUCUCAUGCCGAAUCAAGUGAUUCUGUCAACUGUACAUUUCAAACUCUCGGCGAAUACUUGCUAGGGAUGCAGUUAUCAAUUAGUAACCAAGUCAAUGGAGUCGGCAUUACGACCUUACAUCCAUCAAGCGGUUAUUCGUUCCGCCUAACUUGGGUAAAUAACUCGGGCGGCGGCGAGGAACCUGAGCUUCUCUACAAUCUUGUAUCACUCGGGACGUUUGAACGAGUAGCCCCGGAAUGGAUGAAGGGUGUUCUGAUGUUCAGCAUAAGUAUGUGUCCCGCCUUUUUCGAAAGAGUCUCCCGGGUGAUUAAGCUUCAGUGCUAAACGUUCAUGACUUUUGUCUCAUCCGCCUUUUUUUUUUGUAUAUCCCCAUACUUGUUAUGGAUCUGUUACAUACAAUUCCUUGAACAUUUUGGCUGAAGUCUUCUUAUCCAAUCUAAUGUGUGUUGCGUUCUCUGUUA
This is a messenger RNA of Tarenaya hassleriana, 1270 nucleotides long. RefSeq lists its product as uncharacterized. The record is from RefSeq and is a predicted model, not a curated record. Gene Ontology annotation, biological process: developmental process involved in reproduction. The transcript is spliced from 9 exons. The coding region runs from base 270 to 1133 and encodes 287 amino acids. Lineage: Eukaryota; Viridiplantae; Streptophyta; Magnoliopsida; Brassicales; Cleomaceae.